This is a messenger RNA of Camellia sinensis, 1071 nucleotides long. The record is from RefSeq and is a predicted model, not a curated record. NCBI's taxonomy places the organism in Eukaryota, Viridiplantae, Streptophyta, Magnoliopsida, Ericales, Theaceae.
AUGGUAUGGAGGGACAUUUUGAAGGUGGCUUUUAAGUGUCCACAGCUGCUGGAGGUAUUUAAGGCCAACUCAAAGAUCACCAUUGGGGAUGGGAGGCUCAUAAGUUUUUGGCUGGAUCAAUGGGUUGGUGGUGACUGUUUAAAGAACCUAUUCCCUAGAUUAUACUCUGUGUCUAUGCAGCAAGGUAUAUCAGUGGCAGUGAUUAAGAGUAGGAGUACUGGUAGUGGGGAGUGGGACUUGUCUUUCAGAAGAGCAUUGUUUCAAUGGGAAGUUGAAGAAUUGAGGAAAAUGAAGGAGUUGUUACAAACUGCUCCAGAGCUCAGGUAUGGGGUGGUAGAUGGGUUGUCUUGGGCUGCGGACAGAUCUGGAAUAUUUACUGUUUCGUCUGCCUACAAGUGGAGUGAGUUAACAUCUACCAUGCCUGCAAAAGUGGUGGAGCUCAUUUGGAAGAAUGCAGCACCUCCGAAAGUGCAAUUUUUUGCUUGGCUAGCAUGGAAAGGGAGGAUCAAGACUUCUACAUAUUUGCAAAGAAUUGGAAUCCUAAGUGCCAACUCUGAUGCUAAUUGUGUAUUCUGCAGAAAGGAAAGGGAAACUGUAUCCCAUGUGCUGCUGUGUUGUUCAUUUAGUUGGAGAGUUUGGUCUAAUAUUAUUGGAUGGUGGGGCGUAUCUUGGGUACAGCCGGGGUCAGUGGUGGGUCUUAUUCAAUGGUGGGCUGGGUUUAGAUGCAAAAACAGAUUGAAGGUAAUUUGGAAGAUAAUUCCACUGGCAGUGCUUUGGUCGUUAUGGAAGCUACGGAAUGAAAUCAUCUUUAACGAGUCACAGUUGGAUUUUGGAAAGUUGUGUGAUCUUAUCAAAACACGGGUUGCAAUGUGGUUCAGGGCCUUUAGUCCUUCCUUUUGCUAUUCUGUUGAUGAUCUGAGGAUGAUCUGUUUCUGUAGGGCCGUUGUAGUGAACUGCAGAUGUGUUGGGAUAACAAUUUUGGUGGGUGGUUUGGCUGAAGGGCUAUCUGAUCUAUCUGCUGCUGCUGUUGUAUUUAAUCAGUUUGAAGGACUACUGCUGUAUCUGAUCUAA